CGCUCUCGGGCAGGACAGGAGUGCGCGCGGGACAUCAGCACACCGGCCGGGUCAAGGAGCUGCAAGGAUGGAGAUUCGACCAGACAGGUUUAAGGCGGUCGCGGGCAAAACUCUGGGGAAAAUUCACAGGCUGAUUGAGAAGCGGCAGCCCAAUGGAGAGACCAUCGAGUUAUCAGCAGAUGGCCGUCCGGAGCUGGUGGAGGAGAAGGAGCUGCCGGUGGUUGACUGCACCUGCUUUGGUUUGCCCAGGCGGUACAUCAUCGCCAUCCUGUCUGGCCUGGGAUUCUGCAUCUCUUUCGGCAUCCGAUGCAACCUGGGUGUGGCCAUUGUAAGCAUGGUCAAUGAUCACACCGUCUACAAAGGCAACAAGGAAGUACUUGUGGCUGCACAGUUCACCUGGGACCCUGAGACCGUGGGUAUGAUCCAUGGCUCCUUCUUCUGGGGAUACAUCGUCACUCAGAUCCCAGGAGGCUUUAUAUGUCAAAAAUUUGCAGCCAACAGAGUGUUUGGCUUUGCCAUAGUGGCCACCUCCACCCUCAACAUGCUGAUUCCCUCUGCCGCUCGAUGCCAUUACAGCUGCGUCAUACUGGUCAGGAUAUGCCAGGGCCUUGUCGAGGGUGUUUCGUACCCUGCCUGCCAUGGGAUCUGGGCCAAGUGGGCGCCUCCUUUGGAGAGAAGUCGAUUAGCCACGACGGCCUUUUGUGGAUCCUAUGCAGGGGCAGUGGUGGCCAUGCCUUUAGCUGGAAUACUGGUGCAGUACAUUGGGUGGCCUUCAGUAUUCUACGUCUAUGGCAGCUUUGGGAUAUUCUGGUACUUGUUCUGGAUCCUGGUGUCGUAUGAGAGUCCUGCAGCCCAUCCCACCAUUACACCAGAGGAACAGAAGUACAUCGAAGAUGCAAUCGGAGAUAGUGCAUCAUUUCUCAAUCCUCUCCAAAAAUUUAAAACCCCAUGGAGACACUUCUUCACCUCCAUGCCAGUCUAUGCCAUCAUUGUGGCCAACUUCUGCAGGAGCUGGACCUUCUACCUGCUGCUCAUCAGUCAGCCAGCCUACUUUGAGGAAGUCUUUGGCUUCGAGAUCAGCAAGGUGGGCAUGGUGUCAGCUUUGCCCCAUCUGGUGAUGACAAUCAUUGUGCCUGUUGGAGGCCAGUUGGCAGACUACCUGAGAACCCACAACCUCAUGUCCACCACCAACGUCAGGAAGAUGAUGAACUGUGGAGGUUUUGGAAUGGAGGCUACUCUCCUGCUGGUGGUCGGUUUCUCUCACACAAAAGGCAUUGCCAUUUCCUUCUUGGUCCUGGCGGUGGGUUUCAGUGGAUUUGCUAUCUCAGGGUUUAAUGUCAAUCACUUGGAUAUUGCACCUCGAUAUGCCAGCAUACUGAUGGGCAUCUCAAAUGGGGUGGGAACAUUGUCUGGAAUGGUGUGUCCUCUCAUUGUGGGAGCCAUGACCAAACACAAGACACGUGAAGAGUGGCAGUAUGUCUUCCUUAUAGCUGCCCUUGUUCAUUAUGGAGGAGUGAUUUUCUAUGGACUCUUUGCAUCAGGAGAAAAGCAACCAUGGGCAGACAUAGAAAACACAAGUGAUGAGAAGUGCGGUAUCAUCGACGAGGACGAACUGGCCAAUGAGACGGAGGAGCUCUAUCGCGGAGGCGGGCAGUACGGUGCCAUGAGCCAACCAGUGGUUGGUGCCAACGGGGGAGGGGCCGGAGGAGGAGGAGGAGGAGGAGGAGGAGGAGGAGCUGGAGCAGGAUGGGUGUCGGACUGGGAUAAAUCUGAGGAGUAUGUUCAACCACCAGGAUACAACUCAUACAUGUAUGCAGGAGAGAAGGAGAAGGAGCUGACAUAGAAGAAUGACACGUGAUGCAAAUAAGAAACAAAAGGAGGAAGAUUGUUUUGGGAAAGUUACUGCAAUAAUGGAUGGAAUUCCUGUGUGCUUUUGUACAGUAUUUACAACUGCACAUAUCAAAAGUAUGCAUCUAAUUUAUUCAAUUCUGUGUGUGUGUGUGUGUGCGUGCGCGCAUGUGUGCGUGUUGCAUGAAGGUUUUAGUCAUAAUGCACAGAAACACAUGCAUUUUUUUAAAAAUAAACAAACAAAACUUCAGAAUUCCUUCCUGCUCACUGAUGAAGACUGAUCAGGAGUUCUGUUGCCGUGGCAUCACAGGCGAAAUUGUGUGUGUACGUGUGUGUAUAUGUGUGCGUGUGUACACGUGUGUGGUCUUUUUGCCUGUCGGCCUACAGGCUGAAGUCUCUCAAGCCACUGGAAUUGUGUCAUAAUUGAAAUGUUCAUGUGUAGAAGAAGAAGACGAAGAAGAAGGAGAAGAAGGGUUCAUUCUUUCAAACUUUUCAAAUGUACAAGAGAGAGAAAUGUGCUUCAGUGUUGUAUCAGUUUGUCUGUAAUGCUUGUUGUUGAUACGACAAGCUGCCCUUAACGCGUAUGUGUGUGCAUUUGUGUGUGCCAAGGCGACUCACUAAAUCUCACCUGGGUCUGACCUAACUAGGUCACGGCCAGUCGAACGUAUGGGUCACAAAGCCUCUAUUUCCAGUAAAUCACCUGACUCUUUCUAUUUGUGCGUGUGUGUAUGUGUGUGGGUGAUCCCUUUGAAAAAGUGGCCCAGGAAGACAAGUAGAGUGUGAUAGUUCCACUGCCACUGCUUAACCCCCAGUGGAACAAUACAGUUAUAAUAUUCCCACGCAUUACAGCCUCUGUGUGACUUACUCUCCUUCUGUUUCUGUUUCCCUCUCAUUCUUGAAUCUUUGCUGGUGCUGUUUUCCAUGUCUUUAAAUGUCAUGUUUGAGUUGGUAUGGGUCAGAUCUUUUCAAACAUUGUGUGUGUGUGUGUGUGUGUGUGGUUGUUGGGUGCAGGUGCUGAAACGUUAUGCAGAAACAGGGAGCAUGUUUCAGUGAGCACAGCAGUGUAAUGCCCAGGCUGCUCUCUCUCGCUCUCUCUUUCUUCUAUUUACAAACAGACACACAUAGGUUGUACAAGCACAGGCAUGUGCACCAUGUACAGUGCACACAGGGAGUGUUAGCACAGUAUUUGAUAUUUAUGUAUCAUGCUUGACCGGAUUUUUCUACAGUGAUGUUGCUCUGCCAGUGACAGAUUCUUGACGCACUCCAUGUGAUAAAAUAUAAAUUCCAUGUCAUUCUGACCAUAUUUCCACGUGCACUGUUCCUUCCACUCUACUCAAAUGGCUGAGUGGAAGAGAAUUGGGCUUGUUACCAGAGAGCCCCUGAGCAAGGUGCUCAACUACCAUUACUUCCCGGGUGCAGAUUUGUGUGUAUUCACUACUGAUGUGUAAAAAAAUGCAGAGCUUAAGUUCACUAUCAAUAACUGGUAACCAUUGCAAAUAUAAAAAGUAAUUCUAAUCCCUUCCACACAUGCAUAAACAGUCUCAAAUUGUGUUCCAGUUGUGGUGAUUUCUCACCAGGAAAUUGUCCUUCAUUGCAUGUCCUCGUAUUGUUUGAGCGUUGACUUGUACGUGUGUGCAUGUGUGAGUGUGUACUCGCGGACUUCUUCAAAUAGCAAGUUUCCAUGGUUACUGUCCUCUUUAGAGGUAUAAUGCUUUGGUGACUCAGCAGUUUCGGAGAAUAAAAAUAUGUAAACUUAUAAUAAUCAGUCAAUACAUUUAUUAAUAACCAACCAAUAUUGAUUAUUAGAAAUCAGCCUGUCUGAUUAAUUAGCAGAAAAAAACACAUCCACUCUGUGUGUGGAAACAGGCUGGGACCAUUCACUAUCCAAUGUUGACGACCAUGGCCAAAUCAUGCCCUUAAAAGGAGUCGUCUCCUUAUUUCAACGCACUGACAGCUGGGUAGUGACGUGUUGGGUCCAUAGGUGGUGUCCCCUCAGGAGACACUGACAGUAUCAUCCAGGAAGGAAACCAUCAUACUGUAUAAACUGCAACUGACUAUCUGCAUAAAGAGUAGAAAGAGCUGACAGAUUCUGAUAUGGAAUGACAUGUGCUCACAGACACACACAUUUAUUUUAACAUUUUAAGGCUGCAUCCUCAGACCAGCGGAAGCUUUUUUUUUUAUUUAAUGUGAAGAGGGUUUUUGGUUUGAAACCCUCACAAAAAUAAACAUUCAGAAUCCUAAACAAGAUUCAUUUAAAUCAAAUGCAGGAAAAUGUGUGGGCAUCAGACAAUGGAUUAUUUAAAAACUUGACAAAAGCAGAUUACCAUGUAGUUUUGAGUGAUAUGUGUCCAUGAUUUGAAUGAUUAUUCAUGUGAGCAGUUUAAAAAAAAAUUUUGAAGUGUUGUAUCAAUGUAUUCUUGAUCAAGUUUCUUCUUUGUCUCAGUUUCAGUGUCGUCCUCCUCCAAUCCUGAUGAAAUGUUUAGUUACCUGGUGGGAAACUGUGGAAAAUAUUCUAUGUACAAAAGAUGUAUAUGUGAGAAAUCCU
Molecule: messenger RNA, 4393 nt
Organism: Solea solea (common sole)
Lineage: Eukaryota; Metazoa; Chordata; Actinopteri; Pleuronectiformes; Soleidae
Gene: slc17a7a
Product: solute carrier family 17 member 7a
Exons: 13
Coding region: 68-1843 (591 amino acids)
Biological process (GO): monoatomic anion transport; synaptic transmission, glutamatergic; transmembrane transport
Cellular component (GO): excitatory synapse; synaptic vesicle membrane
Molecular function (GO): L-glutamate transmembrane transporter activity; neurotransmitter transmembrane transporter activity
Source: RefSeq, a predicted model, not a curated record